This is a messenger RNA of Moneuplotes crassus, 487 nucleotides long. NCBI's taxonomy places the organism in Eukaryota, Ciliophora, Spirotrichea, Euplotida, Euplotidae. The record is from the annotation of a GenBank genome assembly.
UAUGGACUGGAAGGAUAGUUUUUAUGAAGAUUUGUCAGAGGAGGUGUUGGGAGAAAAUGUUUCUGCUUCUUGUGUGAAGACUUCUAAGAAACUCUUGAGUAACAUGGGAGAGAGUCCUUUUAAUAGAAAAGCAAAGAGGAAGCAGUUGCCUAACAGCUCUUUUCUCUCUAUAAGAUACAUACCACAGUUCAAAGGUUUUAAGGAUAAAAAAUUAUGAAACAAACACUUUCUAAGCAAAGACAACACAAAAAUAUGUUUAAACUCUUUUGAUUCUCAAAGUUGUCCUCGUAAGUCAAAGCUACAAACUGAGAUAAAGGGCUUGCUCAACCAAGUUAUCAAGCUCAAGAGCUCUCCUUCGUCGAUGCCUUAUUCUCACAGAAACUCAAAGAAAGCCAGAGCCAUUGCACUUAAUGAAGAAGCUUUGGUGACAGUUAAUGACAUCCAAAGUGCAGAAUAAUUCGCUAAAAUCCUUUAUAAUUAUUUUAUA